Molecule: messenger RNA, 2262 nt
Organism: Cuscuta europaea
Lineage: Eukaryota; Viridiplantae; Streptophyta; Magnoliopsida; Solanales; Convolvulaceae
Source: the annotation of a GenBank genome assembly
GUUAGAUCACUCUCACUCCACACUGGUUUCAGUGCAAUGUCGCACUCUAUAAACGCUCACUGAAUAAACGGAUGUUGAUGAAGAACCGCAAAUGCAGGACCCUUUCUUGAUCUGCCUUGCAAUUCCUCACGCACAUUCGGAUUGCAGAUCACAGUGAGCCCAUGCAUCAGAGAGGGAGAGUGAACAACCGCAUAUCCAGGACCUUUUCUCGAUCUCGCCUUGCAAUUGAGGGCCAUUAGCUGCGCUUUCUUCUCAUCAUUCGCAACUGCCCGACCGCGUUUCAAUUUUCUCUGGGAUCUGCUCAAUCGAUCUCCAAAGCGUCAAAUCUUCAACCUUUGAUCUGUAACCAUGGCUGGCGUUCCGCAAGGACAAGAGCGAGAGAUCCAGAAGAAAUACUGGCUUGAGCACUCCUCUGAUCUCACUGUGGAGGCCAUGAUGCUCGACUCUAAGGCUGCUGAUCUCGACAAAGAAGAAAGACCUGAAGUGCUCUCACUCCUCCCGCCAUAUGAUGGAAAAUCAGUGUUGGAGCUAGGUGCUGGAAUUGGGCGAUUCACUGGAGAGUUGGCCAAAAAAGCAGGCCAACUUAUUGCAUUGGACUUCAUUGAAAGUGCAAUCAAGAAGAAUGAAGCCACCAACGGGCACCAUAAAAAUGUCAAGUUUAUGUGUGCUGAUGUGACCUCUCCAGAGCUGAAUUUCACCGACGAGUCACUGGACUUGAUAUUUUCAAACUGGUUACUGAUGUAUCUUUCUGACAGUGAGGUUGUGAAUCUAGUAGAGAGAAUGGUCAAAUGGUUGAAAGUUGGUGGGUAUAUUUAUUUCAGAGAGUCAUGCUUCCAUCAAUCUGGAGACCACAAGAGAAAAAAUAAUCCAACUCAUUAUCGAGAACCUAGAUAUUAUACCAAGAUUUUCAAAGAAUGCCAUUUGAAUGCUGCCAAAGGGAAAUCAUUUGAACUCUCCCUUAUUGGGUGCAAGUGUAUAGGAGCUUAUGUGCGAAACAAGAAGAAUCAGAAUCAGAUUUGUUGGACAUGGCAGAAAGUUAGUUCAGAAGAUGACAGGGGAUUCCAAAAGUUCUUGGACACUGUCCAAUAUAAGUGCAGUGGCAUUUUACGAUAUGAACGAGUCUUUGGGCAAGGCUUUGUGAGCACGGGAGGGCUUGAAACAACUAAAGAAUUUGUCGCCAAAUUGAAUCUCCAGCCUGGACAAAAAGUCCUUGAUGUUGGCUGUGGCAUUGGUGGAGGUGACUUCUACAUGGCUGAGAAGUAUGAUGUUCAUGUUGUUGGCAUUGACCUCUCUAUCAAUAUGAUCUCUUUCGCUCUUGAGCGUGCUAUUGGUCUCAAAUGUGCUGUUGAAUUCGAGGUUGCUGAUUGCACCAAGAAAUCAUACCCUGAUGGCACAUUUGAUGUGAUAUACAGCCGUGACACCAUUCUUCACAUUCAUGACAAACCUGCCCUUUUCAAGUCCUUCUACAGCUGGCUGAAGCCAGGGGGCGUAGUCCUAAUUAGUGAUUACUGCAGAAGAGCUGGAACCCCAUCACAAGAAUUUAGUGAAUAUAUUAAGCAAAGGGGAUAUGAUUUACAUGAUGUUGAAGCAUACGGCCAGAUGCUCAGGGAUGCUGGGUUUAAAGACGUCAUUGCUGAGGAUCGAACUGUUCAGUUCAUGGAUGUACUUCAGGCGGAGUUAGGUUCCGUGGAGAAGGAAAAAGAAGCAUUUAUAGAAGACUUCUCUGAAGAAGACUACAAUGAAAUAGUGGGAGGCUGGAAGGCAAAGCUGGUCAGGAGUUCUUCCGGCGAGCAGAGGUGGGGCUUGUUUGUUGCCAAGAAGUAAUUAUGUCCCAGCUGACAUCAAUGGUCAGCAGUUUGAGUUUUUCUUGAUUGGUAUUUUAUUCGUUUCAAUAUGAUGAACCCUGUCAGUGAUCACAAAGGUUCAGUAAUUUGUUUACCAUAAUAAUGAUACUCCUCAGUCUAUGGAGGUAUGGAACUGUGGGGGGUGGUGUUUUACGAGCUGGAACGUUAUUACUGUGAUUUUUGCUUUUACUGUCCUGUUGUGUUUUAUUUUUUAUGUUGUUGCCUUCUUGGAUACAUCAUUCAGACUUCGAAGCUGUAUAAUAUUCAUUAUAGAUGCAACAUUUGUGACAAAACUCUUUCUACCGCAAAUAUUGUAUAAUGUUUCGUAUAUUUCUUCGGCAACAAAUGCUUUAUACUGACGAUUGUAUCAACAUUUGUUAUUUCAUGUGCAUUUGUUAAUAGGUAGUACUUUCAGGUC